Anopheles arabiensis is the source of this 1038-nucleotide messenger RNA. Its product is annotated as protein TIPIN homolog. Gene Ontology annotation, cellular component: nucleus; replication fork protection complex. The record is from RefSeq and is a predicted model, not a curated record. The coding region runs from base 109 to 984 and encodes 291 amino acids. Lineage: Eukaryota; Metazoa; Arthropoda; Insecta; Diptera; Culicidae. Gene Ontology annotation, molecular function: DNA binding. Gene Ontology annotation, biological process: replication fork processing; DNA replication checkpoint signaling; replication fork arrest. The transcript has a single exon.
CUUUAUAAACCUUGCGCUUCUAAUGGCGCGCUUUUCACCGUUCCUUGCGGGAUUGUUUUGGUGUUUGCGACUCUUCUAAAAGUAUUAAUUAAUCGAUUCAAACCAACCAUGGAUCAUCCGCUCGACCAUCUGUUUAGUGAUAAUGUGGCGCUGGAAGGUGAAAACGACGGGGAAAUACUGUCCGACGAUGAACUCCCGGACGGCGAUGCGGACGGCUCGGGCGACGAGGCCACGGAUGCCGCCCCAGCCAAACCCGUAGCGGUGGAGGUGAAGAAAAAAACGGUCCGCAACCCGCGCAACAUGCUGAACGAGGCGAAGCUGUGCGGUCCGCGCGGGAUAAUCGCGCUGAAGGACCACUUCAAGCACUUCAAAUUCCACGGCAAGGGCCACGAAGCGUCCGAUCUGAACCGGCUGAUGCGCAGCUACGAGCACUGGGCGCAUCGGCUGUAUCCGAAGUUUCACUUUGACGAUUGUAUGGCCAAGAUCGAAAAGCUGGGACACAAAAAGCAGGUCCAGAUGUACAUGAACAAGUACCGCACGGGUAUGCUGCAGGCGGAACUGGAAGCAAUGGCACAGGCGGCCGCCAACAGUGCCGACGAAGAGGAGCCGGACGUUAGUCAGCUGAAUCGGCCGCUCGAUCCGCUGGACAGUAUGCUGGAGGAACAGAUUGCCCGGUCGCGGGGCCGUACGUCCGUUGCCAACACGUCUGGUAUUGGGAAUCUCUCGAUGGACAACACGUUCGAUGCUGUGCGGCAGACCGACAACGGCGCGGUGCACGCGAAUGCACUUAAGGACACCCAUCAGCAGCAGCAGCUAACGGUCAAAUCACCACCGGUGGCUGAUGACAUCCGAGCGAAAAUUGAAGCAAACCGACUGAAAGCACUAGAACUAAGGAAGGCCCGUCUGCUGGCCCUCUCCCAGCAGAGCAGCCCGGGUGGGACGGAAAACGUAGAAAACGACUCGUGCGAAUUGCCGCCAUCGUGAGAGUGGGAAUAGGAAAUAGAAGUAAAUAAACUACACCUUUAGCUUUUGAAUACA